Messenger RNA from Megalobrama amblycephala (Wuchang bream), 1800 nucleotides. RefSeq names its product transcription elongation factor A (SII), 1 (gene tcea1). The transcript has 10 exons. The record is from RefSeq and is a predicted model, not a curated record. Bases 115 to 1260 code for a protein of 381 amino acids. Gene Ontology annotation, biological process: positive regulation of transcription by RNA polymerase II; transcription elongation by RNA polymerase II; DNA-templated transcription. Gene Ontology annotation, molecular function: zinc ion binding; nucleic acid binding. Gene Ontology annotation, cellular component: nucleus. Lineage: Eukaryota; Metazoa; Chordata; Actinopteri; Cypriniformes; Xenocyprididae.
ACAACCCCCUCCAUACCAUACGAUUCAAACGGUUUAACAAGCAAUGUGUAUACCAUUUUAGCCUCUUAUCUGUGUAACUUUCAUGUAAUAAGCUGGAAGCAGUUCAUUAAUGUGAUGCGCGUUCUUAUUUUUUCGAUUAAUGUUGCCUGGGCUUUACAUCGAUGGACGCUUCUAGUCAAUGGGUUGAUUAGUAAUGCCUGGGCUUUUCAUAGAAACGCCUUCCUGCCAGAGCUGCUGCGUUCGCCGCCGGUGGAGUGGUGUGUCCGUGUGUGCUUCUACGUUUUUUUAAUAUAUAUACUUCGUUUAAAUUUAAUAUUUCAAUCAUCAAUAAUGGGUAAGAAAGAAGAGGAAGAGAUCAUCCGGAUCGCAAAGAAGAUGGAUAAAAUGGCACAGAAGAAGAACGGGGUUGGUGCACUGGACUUACUAAAGGAACUAAAGAAUAUACCCAUGACCCUGGAGCUUCUGCAGUCCACGAGGAUCGGGAUGUCGGUCAAUGCCAUCCGCAAGCAGAGCACAGACGAUGAAGUGACCUCACUGGCCAAGUCCUUGAUCAAGUCCUGGAAGAAGUUGCUGGAUGAACCUGCUGCGGAUAAGAGCUCGGAGGAGAAAAAGAAGGAACGCACAACACCAGUGGUCUCGCCAUCUCAAGCCAGCCCGGAGCCCAGAGAGGAGAGCUCAAGCAGUAAUUCUAGCAGUAAGAGCGAGUCUGCCGAUGUUACACCCAACACGUUGAUAGCCACUUUCCCACGAGCACCAGGCACAUCUGACUCAGUCCGUAUCAAGUGCAGGGAGAUGUUGUCAAGUGCUUUGCAAACAGGAGAUGAUCACAUUGCGAUUGGUGCUGAUUGUGAUGAGCUUGGAGCUCAGAUUGAAGAAUGUAUUUUUUCGGAGUUCAAAAAUACUGAUAUGAAAUAUAAGAAUCGCGUACGAAGCCGAAUCUCCAAUCUUAAGGAUGCAAAGAAUCCCAACCUGAGAAGGAACGUGCUGUGUGGGAAUGUGAGCCCAGACCGCAUAGCGAAAAUGACAGCGGAGGAAAUGGCAAGCGAUGAGUUGAAGGAGAUGCGUAAGAAUCUGACCAAAGAGGCCAUCAGGGAUCACCAGGUGGCCACUUCUGGGGGCACCCAGACUGACCUGUUCACUUGCGGGAAGUGCAAAAAGAAGAAGUGUACAUACACCCAGGUUCAAACUCGAAGUGCUGAUGAACCGAUGACAACAUUCGUCUUCUGCAAUGAAUGUGGAAAUAGGUGGAAGUUCUGCUGAAGUUGGGGGUUGUUCUCUUUGUUUGGAGAUGUAGCUAAAUUCCAGGACCACGUUUCUGUAUCAUUGACGACAAUUCAAUGGCGCACCUGAUGUACAAAGGCCACAAUAGAUCCCAUCAUCUGUUUGUUUCAUUAUAAUGGUCCACAAACUCAUGUCCUGUGUUUUAACUUGACGUAUAGCUAGGCCAUAGGCCUUUGGACUAUGAUCAAUGUUGUCGGAUUUCUGUUUUCUUUACCAUCACUUUUUAUAUACGUAGAUAAACAUUUUGACAACGUUCAUAUUUAGAUAGUUUUGCUUUGCCCUAAUGAAAACUAGUCAAAACUAUUUAAUUUUCCUUGACAAACCUACCCAUUUUUAAAUAAAAUGCUUUUAGCGUAUAUUUGCUUUUGGUAAUGGCUCAAGAUUUUUUUUUUUACCUUGUUCAUUUGGAAGAUACUUUGAGUCUCUUUGUCACUCUUAUAAAUAUUUAUAUGCAUGAUCUUCAAAUUUUUACUGUGUACAUGGCUUUUACUUUCAGGAGUAAAAUGUUUUAAAGAUUGA